Molecule: messenger RNA, 1690 nt
Organism: Aspergillus candidus
Lineage: Eukaryota; Fungi; Ascomycota; Eurotiomycetes; Eurotiales; Aspergillaceae
Gene: fen1
Product: multifunctional nuclease RAD27
Exons: 3
Coding region: 145-1224 (359 amino acids)
Cellular component (GO): cytoplasm; nucleus
Molecular function (GO): 5'-3' exonuclease activity; DNA binding; 5'-flap endonuclease activity
Source: RefSeq, a predicted model, not a curated record
UGCCCCCGAUGCGGUCAAGAACGGGGAUAUCAAGAACCACUUUGGUCGCAAGGUCGCCAUUGAUGCGUACGUCUACACGAACCGAGAAGGACACCCCCCCUUCCCUCGCCGAGCGAAGAUCUCCACUGACCCCCCACCAGGUCGAUGAGUAUCUACAGCUUCCUCAUCGCCGUCCGGUCGGAAGGACAGCAGCUGAUGAGUGAGUCGGGCGAGACCACCUCCCACCUGAUGGGCAUGUUCUACCGCACCCUACGCAUGGUCGACAAUGGCAUCAAACCGCUCUACGUGUUCGACGGCGCCCCGCCCAAGCUCAAGUCCGGGGAGCUGGCCAAACGGUCGGCGCGUAAGAGCGAGGCCACCGAGGCCCACGAGGAGGCCAAGGAGACGGGCACGGCGGAGGAUGUCGAGAAGUUCUCGCGGCGCACCGUGCGGGUCACCCGCGAGCACAACGCCGAGUGCAAGCGGCUACUGCAGUUGAUGGGGGUGCCCUACAUCGACGCGCCCACCGAGGCCGAGGCCCAGUGCGCCGUGCUGGCUCGCGCUGGCAAGGUCUACGCGGCCGCCUCGGAGGACAUGGAUACACUAUGCUUCGACGCCCCCAUCCUGCUACGGCACCUGACGUUCAGCGAGCAGCGCAAGGAGCCCAUCCAGGAGAUCCACCUGCCGCGGGCGUUGGAGGGGCUGGGUAUGGAUCGUUCACAGUUCAUCGACAUGUGCAUCCUUCUCGGCUGCGAUUACCUCGAACCAAUUCCCAAGGUGGGACCCAACACGGCGCUCAAACUGAUCCGGGACCACGGGUCGCUGGAGGAGGUGGUGGCGGCCAUCCAGAGCGACCCGAAGCAGAAGUACGUGCUGCCGACGGACUGGCCGUACCAGGACGCGCGGGAGCUGUUCCUCAACCCGGACGUGCGGGGGGCGGACGACCCGGCGUGCGACUUCAAAUGGACGGCGCCGGACGUCGAGGGACUGGUGACAUUCCUGGUGCAGGACAAGGGAUUCAACGAGGACCGGGUGCGCAACGGGGCGGCGCGACUCCAGAAGACCCUGACGAGCGCGCAGCAGUCGCGACUGGAAGGAUUCUUCCGGCCGGUGGCGCGGACCGACGCAGAGAAGGCAUCGCUGAAGCGCAAACACGAGGAGAAACUGCAGGCGGAGAAGAAGCGCAAGAAGGAUGAGGCCAAGGCGAAGAAGGAGGCCAAGGCGAAGCCCCGGGGGGCGGCGUAAGGAGAGGACGGACAGGCAGGACAGGCGUUGGUCUUUCUUUUUCUUUUUUAUUCUCCAUUUUUACCCUUCUAUUCCUUUUUCUCCUCGUGAUGCCCCCUCUUCCUCUCUUUCCCGUUGGAAAUUGAUAAUCUGAAUCGGGAUCCCUCUUGGCGUCAGAUUCUUCCGAGCUGGACGACCCUGCCACCCUGCCCAGCCGUCUCUAGCCGGACCCUACCAUCUACGGCAUCUUGGUCGUGUUUGAUCUUGAGUCCGUUCGUGUCUGAUACCAAUCUAUCUGGAGUGAUAUGAUCCCAUCGGGUGAAACCGGAGAUGGACCGGGUCUGGCCCCGCCGCCUCAGGCAGGACCCCGCCUCAGGCCCUCCCCGCCUCAGGCAUGACGAAACCAGUUGGCAGUCAGAAACCCUGAAUUGAGGAUCGACGACGAGGAAAAUACCUAAUAAUGAGAAUAAUGGAACAAUGGAUUCGA